Messenger RNA from Schistosoma curassoni, 2323 nucleotides. The record is from the annotation of a GenBank genome assembly. Lineage: Eukaryota; Metazoa; Platyhelminthes; Trematoda; Strigeidida; Schistosomatidae.
GUUUGAAGUGACUACUGUGCUGUUGAUUGUUAUAUUGUUGUAAAUACUGUACAACAGAUGAGUCUCUGAAGGCAAAUUUAUGAUCGGUUGCAAUCAUCAGUCUAAUAAACCCUUAUUCUUAUUUGAAAUAACCAGAGGGACAGAUUAAUCAUUAAUAUAAGGUAUGUGAUAAAGUAAUAAAAAUUUCACCUUGACAUCCAACCAUAAGUUCUGAACUGGCUGAACAGGAUUUACAUAAGUAUUGAUUCCUUAUAUUUUAUUUCAGAAAUUUUCAUUGCAUAGUCUGCUAAUUUAAAUUGAUAUCUAAUGUCUUGGUAGACUGUAGAUCAUUCUUUGAAAACAACGGGCCAAGGACACUUAGUAGCCCUUUCAGUGCACCGAAUUAAAUUUAGUACCAGUAUCUUUUGCGAAAACUUCACAUAUUUAAUUGAUGCUCGGACGAAAUAGAAGCUGUCGCUUAACGGAUUUCCAUAUCUAGCAGCAGUGGAUCAUCGAUGCUUCCAGAAACGUGUCAUCAUAUCAUAGUAAGAUACUGUCCUUAGUCCUCAAGAAUAUGUCGAGUUUCCCCUCAAAAGACUUAUGAAAAGCUGUUUAAACCACUUCAGCUGGCAGAGGAUUCCAGAAUUUGACUACUCGUUAAGAACAAAAGUUUGUUACCAAUGAAAAACAAGAAUCAGACAACAAUUCGAUUGAGUGAGCAAAUAUCUGGAUACAUGAUCGAUGAAAUAUCAAGUGAAAGUUCUGAAGGUGGGAGACGGUUUUUAAGAAAUCCAGAGAAACGAAUCAAUAAAAAUGUUGUUCGAAAACAAUCUCCAGCUACAACUGAAGAUGAAAAUACUGAAGAUUUACUGACACCGUUUAGUGCAGGAAAAACGUCAAUAGAUUUUAAUAAAUAUUCAACACAAAGGGUAUUUAAUAGCAAACUGACAAAUUCAAAUGGGACAAAAUCAAAGGAAUUUGAAAAAUAUUGUAUCAAUAAUAAUGUUGUGAAUGAACCAUUAGUAGUACGAAUAAAUAAUGAGAAUGAUUUAAGUAGAAUUUCAGCUUUGUCCUUCAAUGAUAAGAAUUCACUGACUGAUGCAAGUAGAGAACCUUCACGAAUUGAAAGCAAAAUGAGUACAUUCGAUGAUCAAUUAAUAUUAUCUGUUGAUGAAUUAGUGAAUGAGAAUAGAAUAGAUUGCGGAAGUUAUUGCUCAACUAAUCGUUUUGACAAAUCGUACAAUGAAAAAUCACUGAUAGAUAUUGAAGAAAUUAUUGAAUGUGAAAACUCCCAUUCAUCUAGCUUGACGGAGAAGAUAUCUAAUAAAAAACUUCCAUUGGAAAAGAUAUCUUGUCAAGUGGACAAUGAAAACAAUACUAGUGAAAUAGAUGAAUAUUCAGAUGAUUUUGAAAAUGAACAAGAUCUAACUAGUUCAACUAAAGAAAAUUUAAAAUGCAAUCUAAUCACAACGCAGAAAUCAUUAUCACUUAAAACAAAAAAAGCUGAUUGUUCAGUAAAUCAAAAACUUUAUAAUGCAGCUCCUACGAAUUCCUAUGGACCAUUGAAUAAAACGAAUUUACGUGAAACGAUUUCAUAUAAAAAAAUAUCAAAAAACGUAUCUGAAACCCAACAAACAAAGGAUGCUGAAGUUCAAACAGUGUGGUCAGGUGAUUUUCCACAAAACUACCAUAUUCCACACAACCUUCCAAUAAUAAAAUAUGAAGAAAUUCCUAAUUCUACUGUUAAUACUACUCUUAAAAUGCAAAAUAUAACAUCAUCGCUCAUAAAUUACAAAACAUUACAUACUUUAACAACUUAUAAUCCUUGUUUAACUGCACUGGAUAAUAUGUUGAAACAACAAAUAAAUCUUACAAGAGAAUUUCUAAGAACACAAAGAAAUUUACAUGAAACGAUUAGUAAAGCAAUAAGUCAAUGUGUUAUUACAAACAAUUAUAAUUAAAGAGAGAGAUUUAUACAAACUACAGUGAAGAGAUUAUAGAGAAAAAAAUGACAUCUGAAAAGUAUUAAUAAUAACUUUUGAGAUGUACUUCAUGCGGUUCAAUAAACUGAACACUAAUACUGGGAUUAUUAAUAUCAUUAAUUUUCUAGAGUGUAAAUUAUAUUCAAUUAGUUGAUAAGUAUAUGAGAGUAUAAUGGUUAAGUGAAAUUUUAUUAAAGCUAUUUAAUCGACAAUUUGUAAUCUUUAUUUUUCUUCUUUAAAACGCAUAUUACGAAAUAUGAAAUUAUCUUUGUAUUUAUCAUAAACAUGAAAUAUGCUACCUCCCUCCCCCCUUUUCACUUCACUAUGUAAAAUAUGAAUAAAUGUUAUUUUAAAUUACAGUA